AUGACUAAUGGGCACGACUAUGAGACAUCCCAGACAUGGCGGCAAGUCCCCUUUCCUGCCUGGAGCAAAAUACAUCCUGAGCACCCUGGGAAAGGAUCUGCGAGACUGCCAGGCAAGGCAGCCUUCGGGCAGCUGAGGGUGGAUGAGUUGAAACUGGGGUGGGGUAAACAAACAAACAUCCUUCUUGCCUGGUUCGCCGCUGCCAAUACGGUGGUGGGUGGGGGGGGGAAGGGGAUCCUCGAACCUGAGCUUAGCCUUCGAUCAACCCCCGCUGGUCCGCUCCACCGGCAAUGA
Paracoccidioides brasiliensis Pb18 is the source of this 294-nucleotide messenger RNA. RefSeq lists its product as uncharacterized. The coding region runs from base 1 to 294 and encodes 97 amino acids. The record is from RefSeq and is a predicted model, not a curated record. The transcript has 2 exons.